AUGAAUGACCCACUUCAGAUCUGUCAUCUAGUAGAACUAUGCCUCAGAUCAACCUUCUUCAGGUUUGGAGAUAAACUCUAUGAACAGACGGACGGCACAGCCAUGGGUUCACCACUAUCACCCACAGUAGCCAAUAUUUUUAUGGAAGAUUUUGAAAUGACUGCUAUCUCAACCUUUCAUCUACAACCCAAAACUGUGGAGAGAUACGUCGAUGACACCUUCGUCAUCUGGCCUACACAGCUUUCCUUACAGGAUUUUCUGUCCCACAUCAAUAGCCUACAUGAUAGGAUUGAGUUCACAAUGGAGAUGGAAGUUAACAACUCCAUCACCUUCUUAGAUGUACUCAUCUCAAAGAAUAACAAACAGGCUACUACAACAGUUUACGAAAACCCUCAAGGAGAGAGCUAUCAAACGUAUGCUCAGAGGAUACCUCCCCCAUGA
Molecule: messenger RNA, 441 nt
Organism: Gigantopelta aegis
Lineage: Eukaryota; Metazoa; Mollusca; Gastropoda; Neomphalida; Peltospiridae
Exons: 1
Coding region: 1-441 (146 amino acids)
Source: RefSeq, a predicted model, not a curated record